AUGUGGAUUUUUAUAUUAUCACAGUUCGGAUGGCCAUAUGUAUUUUAUACUACGGGCACUUUAGGACUUGGAUGGUGUUGAUAAUGGUAUUUGCUCGCUUAUAACACACCUCGUGAAUAUCCUCGUAUUACUAAAGAAUAACUAAAUUACAUUCAGCUAAAUGUUAGUAAAGAGGUAAAAAAUACCAAAUUAAAAGUACCAUGGCUGCAAAAAUUUAAGUCUUUGACAGCUUGGGAAAUUGCAAUUACAACAUUUUGAAGGAUAUUCCUGAAUUAUUUUAUUGUAAAUGGACCCACAUUUAUGGAUAUGAAAUUUUAAACAAUUGGUUUUCUAUCGGGAAUGCCUUUUAUUUGUUUAUACUUCUCAUCGGACCUGUUUUGUUAUAUUGCUUAUAUUGUUAUAUUUUGCAAAGUCUUAAAUCUUACCAAAGAUGUUGCAUGAGGAGCAAAUGCUCGCUCAAUUUUCACGUUAUCACAGAUCAUUCCAGGGUUAUUAAUUUACUGUAUAGCAUAUGUAGAUACCUGCCUGAAUAUACAUCUUUUAUUAUCAAUUUGGUUUAUAGUGGUGAUAUUUAUAACAGGAUUCUAUGCAGCAUCAAUGGCAAAUAUAAUUGACUUAGACCCGAAUUAUUGUCAUUCUGCUGCCAUAAUAGCAUUCUGGCAAACUAUUCAUAUGUCCACGUGUUUUAUUUCACCAUUAACAGCUUGAUUUAUUGUAACUCGAGAUGUGAAUUUUAAUAUAUAUAUUCUAUAUAUAUAA
This is a messenger RNA of Drosophila obscura, 759 nucleotides long. Its product is annotated as probable small intestine urate exporter. NCBI's taxonomy places the organism in Eukaryota, Metazoa, Arthropoda, Insecta, Diptera, Drosophilidae. The record is from RefSeq and is a predicted model, not a curated record. Gene Ontology annotation, biological process: monoatomic anion transport. Gene Ontology annotation, molecular function: transmembrane transporter activity. Gene Ontology annotation, cellular component: plasma membrane.